Molecule: messenger RNA, 1561 nt
Organism: Nasonia vitripennis (jewel wasp)
Lineage: Eukaryota; Metazoa; Arthropoda; Insecta; Hymenoptera; Pteromalidae
Product: protein CLP1 homolog
Exons: 2
Coding region: 162-1472 (436 amino acids)
Biological process (GO): tRNA splicing, via endonucleolytic cleavage and ligation
Cellular component (GO): nucleus
Molecular function (GO): polynucleotide 5'-hydroxyl-kinase activity
Source: RefSeq, a predicted model, not a curated record
UGUGGCGCUUCAGUAUCGUUCCGAUCGAGGUCCCGAUCAUAUCGAUGAACGAAUACACCGGUUAUACUUUGCAAACACAACGAGGCUGUGGUAGCUGUGAUCGAAUGAAUAUCAAGUAAUUUUCAUUUAAAGUUUAAACUUACUCAUAUGCGGUUGCCGUAAUGGCGAACGAAGUGAAGACCGGUACAAUAUUUGAACUGGAUUUUGAAUCCGAACUGCGUCUCGAUAAAAACAAAACCUUAAUAGUUGUAUUGAAACAAGGAACAGCCGAAGUGUUUGGUGCGGAAUUGACGAUAGGGCUGAAGUACGAGUUUACGCGCGGAGGCGCCGUGUUUACCUGGAAAGGCUGCACUCUCGAGGUAUUUGGACAAUCGAACGAAUCUUACGUUUUCAAAGCGACUGAACCAAUGCUCAUGUACUUGAAUUGUCAUAUGAUGCUGGAAGAGAUGCGACGAGUUGCAGAAAACAAUGAAAAAAGAGGACCUAUUCUGAUGGUUGCUGGACCCUCUAAUUCCGGAAGAUCUACUCUGUGCAGAAUUUUGCUGAAUUACGCAGUGAGAUUAGGCAGAAAACCAGUGUUUGUCAAUUUGGAUGUUGGACAGGGACACAUUGGAAUACCUGGAACUAUCGGAGCCUUGCUAGUCGGAAGGCCAUCCAACGUCAUACAUGGCUUCAGCCAAGAAGCACCUUUGGUAUUCCACUUUGGAUACUUAGCCCCUGAUUCAAACUGGGAUCUGUACAACCAACUGGUCUCGAGUUUAUCCGAAGCUUGCAUCAAACGGUUGGAAGCAAACAGAAAAAUCAACAAGGCUUCCGGCAUCAUCAUCAACACAUGUGGAUCAAUCGAAGAUGAAGGUUACGAAAGUGUAUUGCGCGCUGCACGGGCUUUCGAAGUCGACGCAAUCCUAGCACUGGAUGAUAGACUCUUCAGUAAACUGUCCAGAGACUUGCCUAAAGUUUCGAAAAUUUUACGUCUACGCAAGAGUGGAGGCGUCGUCGUGAGAACUCCGGCACAAAGGACCAAAGAAGUCGAGGAGUCGGUGACGGAAUAUUUCUACGGCGCGAGAACGUCUUGGAUCUCAAGAGACGAGUUUUACAAGUUGAGAACGCUACCACUCUACCCGCACAGCUUCGAAGUGAAAUGGAGCGAACUUAAAAUUUACAAAUUCGUAUGCAUCGACAGUCCACCCUUGUCGUGCCUGCCUUAUGGAACGACGAUCAAAAAAAAAUCGAUGAUUCUGGGUUCGAUCAAUCCGGGACCUGACAUAUUACACCACAUAUUCUCGGUAUCGUUCGUCGAUUCUCCGGAAGACGAUAUCAUGCAGGCAAACGUCGCCGGAUUCGUUUGCGUGACGAGCGUCGAUGUGGAGCAUCAGACGAUCACGAUCCUGAGUCCACAACCUGGGCUGCUGCCGAACAUCGUUUUACUUCAGAGCGAAAUUAUAUUUGUGGACACGGUGCAUGGGUAUUGACGAUCGAUCUACUGCGUGUAGCAUGAACAUUUUACGAUUGACUAUUGAUUUUUUUAUAUGAAUAGUAAUAAAACCGAUUUUUAUGCAAA